This is a messenger RNA of Tupaia belangeri chinensis (Chinese tree shrew), 592 nucleotides long. RefSeq lists its product as uncharacterized. The record is from RefSeq and is a predicted model, not a curated record. Lineage: Eukaryota; Metazoa; Chordata; Mammalia; Scandentia; Tupaiidae. Bases 124 to 468 code for a protein of 114 amino acids. The transcript has a single exon.
AUUUUAAAAUUGUGCAUAUAGGAAUAAACAGAAAAGUUUCUUUGUACAGAUGCCAACAGAGGUGAAGAUUGUUUAGCUGCUAGUGUGGAAAGGAAACUUUCAGGCGAGUAGGAGAAGAUACUAAUGGGAAUCAUAAACUUGAAUGCACUGAUGAAGCCUGGCAUCCUCGUCCAGAGGAAGACAAAGGGAGUGGUGGCCACUGCCUUAGAACACAGAGAGGAUGGGAAGUCAGAGGAGGAGGACAAAAUGAAAGAGAGGCAAGAGCCUGAGGAUGCUGAAGGAACUGGGCAAGAGGCUGACAAUGUGCAGAAAGAGCUUACACCUGCCACUAGAACAACUUCAGUUGUUGAUAGCCAGAAAAGACCAUUAAAAAGAGUGACAUUUUCUAGGGAGGUAAUUGUUAUGGAUCUUGGGAACCAGUACCCCAGACCUCAAAGAUAUACUCAAAAACAUAAAGAGAGAAAAUGAAGCUCCAAAAGUCUGAGAGUGAAAGAAAUGUCACCUGUGACCGACAGUGAAAUGACAGAGGGUACAAAAUCACGUGGAAACAUCAAAAUAAUGGGGAAGUAAGCAAAUACCCUUUUGUAGAAAG